This is a messenger RNA of Dicrocoelium dendriticum, 1033 nucleotides long. The record is from the annotation of a GenBank genome assembly. NCBI's taxonomy places the organism in Eukaryota, Metazoa, Platyhelminthes, Trematoda, Plagiorchiida, Dicrocoeliidae.
UGAAACGAACACUUGAUUUUUUACUUAUGAACAUGCUGCGUCCCGCCCCAGAUCUCAUACUGGCUUUGAUAGCUUCAUUUGUUGCAUGGUUUUUAUUUGCCUGCUGCUUCUCUCCCGCGUUUCAGCCCAGCCAGUGAACAAAGCGCCAUCUUCUUCGAUGCAUCACUCAUCGGUAGGCGUUCCGCACGCAAGUGGCCCCAGCACGAGUACGGUGGAUAAAACGAACGUCAGCAAUAAUCGCCACAUUAAACUCCAAUUUUCUGAUUCCACAACGAAUUUCUACUGCUGCGUGUACUAUGCUGCGGAAUUCUUCCGUCUUCGGCAGUUACUGUUGCCUCAAGGGGAUGUCGGUUUCAUUCGGUCCUUAUCCCGCUGUUUGCAAUGGGACGCUCGUGGCGGCAAGUCGGGUUCGUUGUUCAUGAAGACUCGCGAUGAGCGUUUUGUUGUAAAAGAACUGUCAACAGUCGAGAUGAAAACGUUUCAUGAAAUAUCUCAACAAUACUUCGAAUAUCUCAUCAGUGCCGCUGUUCAGCAACGCCUGUGCGUUCUGUCUCGCAUUUUGGGAAUUUUUCACGUGGGAUUCAAGAACACGUUAUCCGUUGACACGCACCGAUCCGAUGUACUUGUGAUGGAAAAUCUGUUUCAUGAUCGAGUGCAGUUGUCUUGCAUUUACGAUCUCAAGGGGUCCCUUCGAAAGCGCUUAGUAGACGAGGCUAGCUUGUUCAGACCAUCCACUGACCAGGAUACAACCGAAAUGCAAGGCGAAACCACCAAGCCUAAUCCUUCGGCUUCAUCCUGUGUGACAUCCGCGAUCACAGAACCCAAACACGGUACUGUCGCGCACCCUCAGAAACCCGUCCCCGUUCUGUUGGAUCGGAAUCUACUAAACGCGUCCAUUGACAGUCCUCUCUAUUUGAGAGUUCACUCAAAGGUUAGUUUGUUGUCAGCUUUGGUCACUUUGUCUAUCACCUUCCUGUACCUUUCUUUUUAUUGGUCUAUUUCGUGUGUAGUAUGGUUUUGUUUACUGGUAUAG